Molecule: messenger RNA, 1714 nt
Organism: Papilio polytes (common Mormon)
Lineage: Eukaryota; Metazoa; Arthropoda; Insecta; Lepidoptera; Papilionidae
Gene: Efr
Product: UDP-xylose and UDP-N-acetylglucosamine transporter
Exons: 2
Coding region: 134-1156 (340 amino acids)
Biological process (GO): transmembrane transport
Cellular component (GO): Golgi membrane; endoplasmic reticulum membrane
Molecular function (GO): UDP-N-acetylglucosamine transmembrane transporter activity; UDP-xylose transmembrane transporter activity
Source: RefSeq, a predicted model, not a curated record
CUGUCAUCGCAAUAUUACCCACACAUGCGUCGGCUACCGUCGUUGUCAAACGUGUGCCGCUUGUCAUAAUGUGUAAUAAGCUGUAAUUUCAGUGUUUUUGGUCUAAUAUACUUAAUUGUGUUAAAGAUUCAAAAUGAACGUCAUAGCGGCAUUGGCCAUUUGCAUGGUCUUCGUGGGAUGUUGUUCCAACGUUGUUUUUUUGGAAUUGGUGGUGAAAGAAGAUCCGGGUGCGGGUAACUUAGCCACGUUCCUGCAAUUUGUUUUCAUAGCCGUUAUGGGAUUUGUUACGGUGGGAAAAUUUGGUACAGCAAAGAGAAACAUACCAUUCAAACAAUACUUAAUGUUGGUUGGCUUUUUCUGGACUAGUAGCGUCGCUAACAAUUAUGCAUUCGACUUCAAUAUAUCUAUGCCCCUUCAUAUGAUAUUCCGAGCGGGAUCUUUAAUGGCGAACAUGGCUAUGGGUGUAUGGAUUUUGAAGAAGAGAUAUCCACCAUUAAAAUAUUUAGCAGUAUUUAUGAUAUCAGCUGGAAUAGCUAUUUGUACUAUCCAAUCAAGUGGCGACGUUAAAGCACCAAGAGAAACACAUAAAGACGCGGCUGAGGAAGAAAGGCUACAGUUUAUAGAUUGGUUAUGGUGGUGUCUCGGUAUUGCCAUACUUACCUUCGCAUUGUUCGUAUCAGCACGAAUGGGAAUAUUCCAGGAAUCUUUAUAUGCGAAGUAUGGGAAACAUCCUUGGGAGGCGUUAUAUUAUACUCACUUAAUGCCUUUAGUUUUCUGGUUACCGACAGCUCAGAAUUUAGUCGGACAUGUGAAGAUUGCUACUGAGACACCUAUGGUCGAAGUAUUGGGAGUGACACUUUCUCGACAAGUCCUGUGGUUGAUACUAUACGUGGUCACACAAGGGCUUUGUAUUAGCGCUGUCUACGUUUUGACAACCGAGUGCGCGUCCCUAACUGUCACUUUGACAGUUACUUUGAGAAAGUUUGUGUCACUUUUGUUCUCUAUAAUGUACUUUAGGAAUCCCUUCACUUUGGGACACUGGAUUGGUACGUUGUUAGUAUUUAUAGGAACCCUAAUAUUUACGGAGAUAUUACAGAAGUGCGUAGGCCUAUUCCUCCCAACGCCUGUCAAGGUCGAAAAGAAGAAGAAGAAAUAAAUUUGUGAUAAUUAUUAUGUAGAGAAUUUGAUUUGUGACGUGUACAAUUUGGGUUGUUUUAUUUAUAUACUUUUUGUAUCGAUUGAAACUUUGUAUGUAAGAUUAUAUAUAUGGAGCAGGAUUUAAUUUUUACUGUAAAAAAGUAGAACAAAUUGUGAAUAUUUUUAUUAAUAAAAAAACUAUUUGAACCGAUAAUUGUUAAACGUCAGUCCGCUUACUUAAAAUAACAGUAAUGACAAAAUGCUUUUUUUUAUACCAAUUAGUAAAAAAGACGUUAGAGUCAAUUAACGUAAUAUAAUGAAAUCAAAUAAAUUAAACCAGAAAUUGCAUUUUACAAAUGUAAAUGCACUUUCGUAAGUUUACAUCGAAUGGGCUAUUUCAAAUCGAUUAUUUGUACUCGAUACAUCGAUAAGCGAAUUUCCUAGAAACAAUCGUCAAUAUCGAUUCCAAUGUCAAUGGCCGCUUGAUAUUCCGAUGUUGCUAUAUAAGAAUAAUAUGCUUCCAAUAUAAUUUCUGUAUACGCAUUUAAAAUAAAUGAUUUUAAUAAUACAAUAAUAU